AUGGCCCUCGCGUCGCGUGCGCUCUCUCUGUCAGCGGCGACGAGUGGGCGACUGUCGCCGCCGCCCUACGCCAGGAAACAUUUCCAGCGCAGGUACCCAAGUAUGGCGGCAAGACGCAAUGUUCGGUACUCACCUCUUCCUUCAGAGGAUGGGGGUGACAACAAUUUUACUAAAGAAGAUGUUGACCUCCGAUACACUUACACUCCAAAAUCCUACAGAAGGAUCCCAUGGAAGUCAAUUGCCCUGGCAUUGUUCCUCCUCCUCCUAGGAACUUCACUUCUCUUUCUUUCUUACUUCAUAUUCACAGGUCACAUGGAGGGUGAUAGUUCUCAGGCAUAUGGUCUCUUGUUCCUGGGUUUCCUUUCCUUUCUUCCUGGUUUCUAUGAGACUCGAGUUGCUUACUAUUCAUGGCGGGGAGCACCAGGGUACACAUUUGCAUCCAUACCCGAUUAUUAG
Molecule: messenger RNA, 456 nt
Organism: Miscanthus lutarioriparius
Lineage: Eukaryota; Viridiplantae; Streptophyta; Magnoliopsida; Poales; Poaceae
Source: the annotation of a GenBank genome assembly